ACUGGUCAUCCACGCCUCAUUUGUCUAAUACUGCAUUUCAUUGGUUAGGAUUUAUCGCGCGAGAUUCUAUGUACCUUCCUACAAAUAGUUUAGGUACGUGUAUCUGUUAUUAGUUGUUGUCGCGUCGUUACAGUUGUUUGCGUUUUCAGACGUAUUUGAUAGUGGAUGACACUGGUCAUCCACGCGACUAAUAGUGCUAAUACAUUGGAUUUUAAUUUUCGAAAAUGUCACAAACAAAAAGACCAAGAAGGGAAAGUAGCACCGAUCCCAAGAAGUGGAUGGAAUGGUAUAAUGAAAUGGAGGAAGAUGAAAGUGACCCGGAACAUGACACAGAUAGUGAACAGGGAGCUGACGAGCAAAGUUUAGACGACGAAGAUGAGGGAAUGCUGGAUGAUGAUACGUACCUUGCAAAGGAUGGAAUGACAAGGUGGAAAAACGGUAGUUUUCCUCUCAAUGUUAGAACACGAGCUUGCAAUAUUAUAACGCACCUGCCAGGUCCAAGAAAUGAAGCUCGCAAGUUGAAAUCGGAAAUUGAUAUUUACAAUUUAUUUUUGGACCAGCAUAUUAUUG
This is a messenger RNA of Acanthoscelides obtectus, 570 nucleotides long. The record is from the annotation of a GenBank genome assembly. NCBI's taxonomy places the organism in Eukaryota, Metazoa, Arthropoda, Insecta, Coleoptera, Chrysomelidae.